UAUUUUUUUAUUUUUGCUUUCUUUCUGUUUUUAAUGCUAUGUUAAAAGGAUGCUACCCAGAGUUGCAUGGCCAAAUCAAUAAAUAAUGAAAUAAAUGUUGUCUUGAAAGGUAAGUGAUUUCCUUUCAGGUCAACAAAGCCUAACAGAGUGUUCUUGAAUAAUGGUAGAAAAAGUGGGGAAUGACUAAUUUACAGAUAAUUGUACAGCUUAGCUUGUCCUAGUCAUGGUCACACAUGAGAUGAUAGAGAGAAAGUCAUUUGACAGAUCAUGUUGGUGCCAGGGUUUAGGCAAGAGGUGAAGGGCCCAUAGACUUGAAAAUAUGUCAAGCCCUACAAACAGAAAAUGUUUUUUGAGAAUUUCUACCUCCCCAUUCUCUCUACCUCAAAAGUCACCAAUCCAGAUCAAUAUUUUAAAUCAGGCCCAGUAGAAUUAAAUGGAAGAAGUUAUUAGAAUUUUUAGGAGAUGGGGAAAAAAAUUGAAAAUCUCAACAGGAGGUUCAUUUUUGCCCUUAAUUUAUCGUUUGUCUUUUUUGGAGAGGGACUCUAAACUCUAGAAAGAGUGCAGAGAAGAGUAACAAAAAUGAUUAGGGGACUGGAAGCUAAACUGUUCAUCAACAUAUGAUGAACAGUUGCAGGAACUGGGUAUGCCUGACCUACUGAAGAGAAGGAUUAGGGGUGACAUAAUAGCAUUCUUCCAAUAUUUGAAAGGCUGUCACAAAGAAGAGGCAGGCAACCUAUUCUCCAAAGCACCAGAGAGAAAAACAAAAAGUAAUAGAGGCAAAAAUAUCAAAGGGAAAUACAAGCUAGAAGGAGAAAUUUCCUGACAGUGAGAACAAUUAACCAGUGGAAUGGGUUGCCUUCAGAAGUUGCGGGUGCUCCAACAAUGGAGUUUUUAAGAAGAGAUUGGACAGCCAUUUGGGCCAAUGUCUUCUGCUUUGGCAGAAGGUUGGACUAGAAGAUCUCCAAGGUCACUUCAAACUCUUGUUAUUUUAUAUUCUGACAGUUUUGUCUUAUGCUUUCUGGAAUGUGGUCUUUCUUUAGAAAGAUUUGCUUAUUUUUAACAUCCAUCUUUGAUUUUUGGGAUAAUCUUGCCUUUUUUUGCUUUGAUCUUUGGGACUGGGAUAAAUUCCAAUAUGCUUAUUUUCCUGGUUUCCUAAGUUUUCUCCCUCAUCAUUUUUAUUUUAAGGCAUUUUGUUGCCCUUUUGUUGCUUAGCAGCACUAAGUUCUAUUUUUGCACUUCAGUUUCUGCAUUCUAUCAUGAAUUAUUUUCUCUGUCAGGACCUUUCUGAAGAACUUUGGAUUCAUCCCAAUUUUCAUCUGAAUCCUCAGGAUCCUACAGUCUGCUGCUGUGGAAAGCUUUGCUUCCCUUUGUUUAACAUCUGAUAUACUUUAGCUGGGAAAGUUAUAAAGAGUUACUGUUACAGAGCUGGAUUGCAGGAAGUCUAGAUGAAGUUAAAAAUCAAAUGAUUGCUGGCAUAAUUGCAUAGGCUGUUUGAAUAUUAUAUUAGUAGGCUGUUUCUAGCCAAAGUGAUUGUUUUAUUUAUGUAAUUCUUUCAAAGUGGUUUGGGAAUCUCAUUUUCAGAAGAAACAAAGAGAGGGAAAGACCACAGACUUCUUGAUGGUGCCUGAUUGACAAGGUCUCAGGAGGAUUGGGUUUGAUAACCUCAUCUGAUUACAACAUCUUUGACAGCUUUAAAGGAAUUUGCAGACAGAGAAGGAGAACAGCUGCUACUUUUUUGAAGGAUUUGCUAAGCAUGCCUCCCAACUUAGAUGCCCAGACUUGAGACUUCAGAGUAUGUUUUUAGCACAUCAUGGAGCAGAUGUAUUGAAGGAGCUUCUUUUCCAAGGCUUUCAGAAGUUCUGCAAAUGUCAUUUUUUUGCAGCAUAAAUGUCUGCUUUCAGUUUCUCCAAUGCACAAGAAAAAAAAGGAUUUAUUUUCUUCAGUAUGGGAUACUGAGAUAUGGACGUUACCCUGUUUUCUAGUAUGUUGUUUUCAUCAACUAAAGCCUACAUGGAGGAUUCAGAGCCACGUUUUACCCAAUGUCCUCCAUCCAUACUAAGGAAAAAAUCUUCCAUGAAACAAGCAUUGAGAGAAAAGGAAAAAGUAGAGAGAAGAGUUCGAUUCCGGGAACCAGGAGAAAUGAUUACAAAUGCUCACAAGCAGACAAUCAGGAUCUUACCUUUGUUCCUGGGCCUUUCCUUCUGUGUCGUGAUGCUGUUAGCCGCAAGUCUAUACUACAACAGCAGGAAACAAGAUUUCAAAGUCCUGGAAGAAUUUCACUCCCACCUUGUUACAAUCCUUCUUCUGAUCAGACGUAUUGCUUUGAAAUGUUGGACUUGGUUUUUGAGGCAAUAGGCCCAUAAGGCUAGAAGCGACAGCUGGUUUAUUUUAGAUUAACAUCUGAAGAACUCUGGAGUGAGGGGAAAAUGCUUUUAGGAAAACUAAACAGGACAAAGCAUUGUCAUAUGGUAGAAUAAAAGUUUGUUUUCAGACUGCAAUUAUCAUCUAUCAGCCAUCUUGGUAGCAAUUAGAGCCCAUUGUUUUAAGAUAAUUAACAUACUGAGAAUAAUCUUGGGGAUGUGUGGGCAUUACAAACAAAAUAGCAAAGUAUUGCCAGUCAAUUUCUUUAAAAAUAAGAAUUCUCAAACUAGACAACACACAAAUAGCUUCUUUGUGACUGCUAAAUGUGGAAACAAAUGUUGAACAUCAUCUACAGAAUGAUGUAUGGACAUAAACAUGGAAAGGUGAAUAUAAUAAAACAUUUUUUCCUUGGAAUUAUCAGCUCUUCCUUCAGACCUGGAAUGUCUAAACACAGCUCAAUUUUUUGUGUUUUCUGACAACCAGAUGCCGUAUAUGAGAUGCUAUGUCCUCAACUUACCACCAUUUGGUUAGUGACUAUUUGAAAUUAUAGUGGCACUAGGGGGAAAAGUGACUUACAACUGGUCUUCACACUUACAACCAUUGCGGCGUCCCUGUUGUCACAUGAUCAAUAUUUGGGCACUUGGCAACUGGCAUGGCAGGUUGCACUGUCCCAGAGUCAUGUGAUAACCAUUUGUGACCUUCCCAGUCAGUUUCCAACAAGCAAGGUCAAUGGUGAAAGCAUUUAAUGACUGCAUGAUUCACUCAACAAGUCCAGUGAUUUGCUUAACAACUAUGGCAAAAAAGGUUGUAAAAUGGGGUGCAACUCACUUAACUACUGUCCUGCAUAGCAGUGGAAGUGUUGGGUUCGAUUGUGGUCAUAAAUCAAGGAUUACCUGUAAAACUGAACUGGGAAUUGCUUCUUCUUAUGCAGAUUAUAUUUUUGGCCAUAAGUAGACAAGGUGGUUUGUAUUUAUAAUACAUUUUAUCCAUUUUAUUGUUUUUAAUUAUCUAGUCUAUCAUUAAAUUAUGGGAAGUCAGAAGUCAGAAUAUGGAGAAUCUAAACAUUAAACUGAUAGAAAUGCUGCUAUAGCUUAAUGGUAUAUUUACAAACACUCUUUCUAAAACAAUCAUUGAACCAUUUUUUUCUAAAAGUGGUAUACUAUGUAUAUCUUAUCAUGAAUAUACUAAGUAUUCUGUAAUUUAAUACAGUGCAAAAUACUUUUUGUUUUAGAUUAUAAUAAAAAUAUGAUCCAAUGUUUCUCCACA
This is a messenger RNA of Pantherophis guttatus, 3627 nucleotides long. RefSeq names its product chromosome 1 C14orf180 homolog (gene C1H14orf180). The record is from RefSeq and is a predicted model, not a curated record. Gene Ontology annotation, cellular component: plasma membrane. NCBI's taxonomy places the organism in Eukaryota, Metazoa, Chordata, Lepidosauria, Squamata, Colubridae.